Messenger RNA from Paramecium sonneborni, 1177 nucleotides. The record is from the annotation of a GenBank genome assembly. NCBI's taxonomy places the organism in Eukaryota, Ciliophora, Oligohymenophorea, Peniculida, Parameciidae.
AUAUCCAAAAAUGCAAAAAUAUCUCUAAAAGGCCAUUUGUAAUCAAUUGACAAGAGCAUCAAUAGCACAUUUUGGUUAAUCAUAAAAGCCACCUGUUAGAGUUGCCAUAACAGGUGCAGCUGGUUAAAUAGGAUACUCUCUUAUUUUCAGAGUUGCCAGUGGUGAAAUGUUAGGACCAGAUUAACCAGUUAUUCUUCAUUUAAUUGAUUUACCAUUUGCUAUGGCUGCAUUAAAUGGUGUUGUUAUGGAAAUUUAAGAUUGUGCUUUUCCAUUGGUUUAAGGAAUCGUAGCUACAGAUAAUUAAGCUGUAGGAUUCAAAGAUGUCAAUUAUGCUCUUUUAGUUGGUGCUAAACCAAGAGGACCAGGAAUGGAAAGAGGAGAUUUGUUAAAAGACAAUGGUAAAAUAUUUACAGAGACUGGAAAAUAUAUUAAUGUAUUAAAUAUUAUUUAUUCUAAGGAUAAUGCAAGUAGAGAUAUCAAAGUUGUUGUUGUUGGUAAUCCAUGCAAUACAAAUUGUUUGAUUUUAGCUAAUUAAAUCAAAGAUAUUCCUAAAGAAAAUUUCACAGCUAUGACUAGAUUAGAUCAUAACAGAGCACAACACUAAUUGGCUGAUAAAUUAGGUGUACAUUCAACUGACAUCAGAAAGAUUGCAAUCUUUGGAAAUCAUUCUCCAACUAUGGUACCAUAUAUUGAUUAAAUGACUGCUAAAAGUAUAAUAUUUUAAAUACAAUUUUAUAGAUCAUAAAGCCACAGUUGAUUAAUAAUGGGUUACAUAAACAUUCAUUCCAACAGUCUAAUAAAGAGGAGCUGAAAUCAUUAAAGCUAGAAAAUUAUCAAGUGCUGCAUCUGCUGGUAAUGCAGCCAUGAAUCACAUAACUACUUGGGUUAAUGGUACUGCUGAAGGUAUUUCUAAUAUCUUAAACUAUCAGGUGAUUAUACAUCUAUGGCUAUUCCAUCUGAUGGUAGCUAUGGUGUUCCAAAGGGAUUGAUCUUCUCUUUCCCUGUCACAGUUAAGAAUGGAAAAUAUUCCAUUGUCUAAGGAUUACCCAUUUCACCAUUCUAUUAAGGUUUAUUGGAUAAGACCAUCAAAGAAUUAGUCGAUGAAAGAAGUGCAGUUGACCAUUUGCUUAAAUGAUAUAUUAAUCAAAUUAUUAGUAAAAAUAAACAUCAAUAGCAC